Molecule: messenger RNA, 1749 nt
Organism: Zophobas morio
Lineage: Eukaryota; Metazoa; Arthropoda; Insecta; Coleoptera; Tenebrionidae
Gene: pall
Product: F-box only protein 28
Exons: 5
Coding region: 159-1415 (418 amino acids)
Biological process (GO): protein polyubiquitination
Molecular function (GO): protein binding
Source: RefSeq, a predicted model, not a curated record
GGGUUGGUACUUGCUACCUAGUAAAUAAGAUGGUGGUGUUUUUGUUUUUUUUCGAAGUUGAAAAUAUCAAGUGUUUGUAGAACAAGACAGUUCAUCAGAGAUUAUUUUGUUGGGAAAGAUUUUCGUGCGCGAAGUGUGUGUUUGACUUAACAAAAACAAUGAGUGCUGCACCGUUUAUUUUGUAUAUUCCAGAAAUUGCUUUGGAGAAGAUUUUUUCAUUCCUAACCUAUGAUGAAAUUGCCAAAAAUAGGCUGGUCUGCAGAAAAUUCAACGAAGUGGGAAGCCGAAUGCUUUCUAGGGGAUUUAUUCAAUUAGAAAAAAGACAUUCUACCAUAUACAAACGUGUCAAAUCUCUAUUACCACGCAGAGAAUCCGAAAGAAGGGUACAUCCAUUAUCUCGGCACUGCGACAUUCUUCAAGCGGUAGAAACUCGAAUCAGUAUGUUAAACAUGACAUACAUGAAAUAUAUUGAAAAUAAUUUACUGUGUUUUAUACCUGGGAAGGUAUUAGAUGAAAUGAUAAACGUUCUGAGUUUUGUUGAAAGUGACUGCACCCCUCCUCGCACGCACCAACUACUGCAAGAACUGCGCGACCUCAGCAGCAUGGCCAUGGAACAUUUUGACGAGCACAUUUUGCCUCGCGUAAAAGAGCAUAAGGAACAAAUAGACGAGAAACGCCAAGCGUUCCUUGCCUCAUUUUCUGGUAGUCCACCAAACAUAAAACAGGCAAGACCUUUCAUUGUUCAGCAAGUUAAUGACUUACAGAAAAUUAGAAAACAGUACAAAACAUACAAACAUCACAUCGCAUAUUUAAACCAAAACACCCAGAAAUUAUUUCAAAAGAUGAAGAAGCAAAAUAAACGAUUAAAGGCACAAUCGAUUAAAAUCAGGGAUCAAGAACGUAAAAUUCAAGAACAGUCGAUAAAAAUUCAAGAACAAGAAACUGCUCUAGCUGAUAUUAAAAAACACAUGGACGAAUGGGAUCAAAAAUACAAAGAUCUAACAACAGAAUUAGUGCGCGCGCGAGACUAUCUUCUUUUAAAAACCACAUCUUCAGCGAACACAGGCGGAACAAGCACGUCUCAUUCGUCUUCACCACCGAAAGUCUUCAGAUCUAGUAUUAAGCCACGCGUGUCUCAUUUAUUACUUAAAAAUUAUAAUUUACAUUUAGAUCUAGAACGAAAAAGAAAGUCUAAUUUAUUACCUGACAUUCCAGUUAAGGUACCUAGAGGCCCUGAAGAAGAAGGAGAAGAUAAAAGUGUAGAUAAGCUAAUUCCUUUAAAGGAUCCAGAUAAACGGGAUGAAAAUGAAGGAAAAGGUGAUUUUAGUUUCCUUUUCGAGAAUUUAAUUAAAACGCCACUAACUGGCAUUAAGUCGCGAAAACGUAAAAUGGCUGAAGAUAUCGAUUUGAAGUAGUUUUUAAAAUUUGAACACAACCUCAUUUAAAUAUCACUAACCUACAUUUUAACAAUCACUUUCAUAAUUAUUUAGGUUUUACAAAGACGUUAUUCAUAAAUUAAAUAUGAAUAAAUAUCAAGAAGUAUAUUUAUUAUUUUAGAAGAUAGCUUAGAAAAAUCGAUAUAAGUGGUUAUUGCAAAUAUUUGAAUUAGAAAAUGGAAAACUGUGUUGUGAUCUACGUAUAAAUAUUUUUAAAAACUACGAUGUUAUGAACAUGGCUUUUGUUUUUGAUUCUUUCAAAAAAGUUUAUUAAAAAUAUAUAUUCUAAUUAGUGGUCAAAUUCGUUAACCCU